AUGUCACUAUUACAAUGUUUAUCAUUUUCUUUUAAAGACACCCUAAAUAUAUUACUAUUUUCAGUGUUUCUAUAUAUUAGUCAUUUCUAUUACCAAUAUUUUACUCGCGUUAACAAACUCCCUGGGCCAUUUCCCUUACCUAUUAUCGGAUCUGUUUGUAUACCAAUUUUACUUCUUGCUUUUCAAUUGCUUCUCCAAAAACAAUAUGGUGAUGUUUUUGAAGUCUGGUUAAGUAAUAAACGCAAGAUUUAUUUAUGUCGCGUAGAACAUUGGGACAAGUUACUUUCAUCUUCUACAAAAACAAAAUGGUUAUCUCGUAUGGGAACAAAUGAAGGCCUUCACGAACUUGGAAUGAAUCAACGAGGAAUAUUAGCAAACGAUAAUCUUGAUAGUUGGAAAUUUAAUCGAUAUUUUUUUAAUCAAGCUAUGCUUACUCCUAGUUUUAAUAUUAAAGCUAUUGAUGCUACUAAUAAAAUAUGGAAAGAGAUGGAACUGUAUUGGAACACACUUGGUAAUGAUUAUCAAAUUGAAUUAUCUCAAUGGAUGCAACGAUUUACUAUUGAUAUGAUUAUUGAAAUUACUACUGGAAAAAGGGCUUAUACAUUGCCUGUGUACUUUAAUACAUUUACCACAAAAAAAAUUGUUGAUAUUCCGUCAGCCAUAUUAGAUGAUUCUGAGUAUUUUAUCCAUAACAUACAAAAAUAUGUUGCAGCUUUCACCACAUUUGCUAUUUUUCCUUAUUACAUUAGACACUAUGUACCAAUACUUAAAAAUUUUACUAAAAUUGGAAUAGAAAGUCGUGAUAAUAUAAAUGGAAAAAUUAUGGAUAUUAUUAAAAAUAGGAGAAAAGAGAUUGAAGAAAAGAAUGAUAAUGAUAUGGUAUUUAAUGAUAUGUUAUCAUUACUCAUUGUGGCGAAUACCGAAAAGGAUAACAAUAAGGGUAGCAGACCUGAUUUACGACCUAUGACUGAUGAUGAAAUUAUGGGAAAUAUUAGGGAUGCAUUUAUUGGUGGAAGCGAAACGACCACAAAUGCGAUCUGCGUUUUAGUCUAUUAUAUAUGCAAACAUCCAAAAGUCUUAAAAAAGCUUCGGCAAGAGCUUGAUGCGGUCUUUGGUGAAGAUCAUGAUCGUCCAUUUACUUCGGAUGAUAUCUCUAAAUUAAAGUAUUGUGAAGCUAUAUUAUAUGAAGCAGGAAGAAUGCAUCCUAUCGCUCAUUCUACUUCUCGUGUAAACACUGAACCUGAUGAAUUGCUUGGUUAUCAAUGGCCAGCACGUUCUGAAUUUAUAAUGUUUUUUGAUGGUGCAAAUAAACAUCCUCUAUAUUGGAAAGACCCUGAGAUCUUUAAUCCAGAUAGAUUUUUGGAUGAUAAUAUUGUAAAAAGAAAUUUUAUAUUAUUUGGUAAAGGAAUCCGACAAUGUCCUGGUAAGAAAUUGGCAAUGAUAGAGAUGAUAGGAAUAAUGGCCAUGCUAUUUAGAAAGUAUGAUGUUACUUUAAUUAACGAAGAAUUACAUUACAAAAGUAUGUUAUUUAAUUCUAUUAUUGAAGGAAUGUUUGUAAAACUUACACCUAGAAAAGAUGUUAUAUUUAACUAA
Molecule: messenger RNA, 1593 nt
Organism: Cetraspora pellucida
Lineage: Eukaryota; Fungi; Glomeromycota; Glomeromycetes; Diversisporales; Gigasporaceae
Source: the annotation of a GenBank genome assembly